This is a messenger RNA of Dipodomys ordii (Ord's kangaroo rat), 2468 nucleotides long. RefSeq names its product cysteine-rich secretory protein LCCL domain containing 2 (gene Crispld2). Gene Ontology annotation, cellular component: extracellular region. The transcript has 14 exons. The record is from RefSeq and is a predicted model, not a curated record. Lineage: Eukaryota; Metazoa; Chordata; Mammalia; Rodentia; Heteromyidae. Bases 33 to 1514 code for a protein of 493 amino acids.
GUGUGAAGAGCCCAGGCUGCAGGUGUGGAAACAUGAGCCACGUCGCCCUCUCCCUGGGGCUGGCCCUGCUGCUGUGCGGGGCCCAAGGCUUCUUCCUGCCCAAUGCCACGCACCUGGAGACACUGCUCCGCAAGUACCAGCCGGCCGAGCCCCACACACGCGUGCGCCGGGCCAUCCCGCGGGAGGACCGCGAGGAGAUCCUCAGGCUGCACAACAAGCUGCGCGGCCAGGUGGACCCCCCGGCCUCCAACAUGGAGCACAUGACCUGGGAUGAAGAGCUGGAGAGGUCGGCGGCGGCCUGGGCCCAGGAGUGCGUCUGGGAGCACGGGCCGUCCAGCCUGCUCGUGUCCAUCGGACAGAACCUGGCUGUGCACUGGGGCAGGUACCGCUCUCCCGGCUUCCACGUGCAGUCCUGGUACGACGAGGUGAAGGACUACACCUACCCCUACCCGCAUGAGUGCAACCCCUGGUGCCCAGAGCGCUGCACGGGGGCCAUGUGCACCCACUACACGCAGAUAGUCUGGGCCACCACCAACAAGAUCGGCUGUGCCGUGCACACCUGCCCGACCAUCAACGUCUGGGGCGACGUGUGGAAGAAUGCCGUCUACCUCGUCUGCAAUUACUCCCCCAAGGGGAACUGGAUCGGAGAAGCCCCCUACAAGACCGGCCGGCCCUGCUCCGAGUGUCCGCCUAGCUUUGGAGGAGGCUGCAGGAACAAUCUCUGCUACCGAGAGCCCUCCAAGCCCAAGCCGGAGACAGACGACAUGAACGAGGUGGAGACAGGCCCCGAGCCCGUGGGGAAGUUUGACUGGAUCUACCCCAGGGUGUACAGACCCACGAAACCCAAGAAGACCCCCUCCAUCCGCUACAUGACCCAGGUCGUCGGCUGUGACACCAUGCUGAGGGACAAGUGUAGAGGGUCCACGUGUAACAGGUACCAGUGCCCGGCAGGCUGUCUCAGGAACCCUGCAGAGGUGAUUGGAUCUCAGCUUUAUGACAGUGCGUCCAGCAUCUGCCGGGCCGCCAUCCAUGACGGCGUCCUGGAUGACAGAGGGGGCCUGGUGGACAUCACCAGGACCGGGAUGGUGACGUCCUUCCAGAAGACCCAGAGCAAUGGCGUGCAGUCCACAAGCAAAGUCAAGCCUUCCAGUUCAUUCAAGGUGUCCAAGGUGGAAGAGCAGGACCUGGACUGCUACACCACGGUCGCUCAGCUCUGCCCAUUUGAGGAGCCGGCCACCCACUGCCCGCGGAUCCGCUGUCCUGCCGGCUGUCGGGACCAGCCAUCCUACUGGGCCUCUGUGUUUGGAACCAAAAUCUAUGCCGACAGCUCCAGCAUCUGCAAGGCAGCUGUGCACGCCGGUGUGAUCCGUGAUGAGAGCGGCGGCUACGUGGACGUGAUGCCCGUGAACAGCAAGCCCAGAUACGUCGGCUCGCUGCGGAACGGCGUGACGUCGGAGAGCCUGAGCGAGCCUCGGGAUGGCAAGGCCUUCCGGAUCUUUGAGGUCAGGCCGUGAGCGGAGGCGCAGCGCCGGGACCAGGACGCCGUCCACGUCCACGGGGCUUCGGGGUCUUGCUUUCUCUUUUCACUUUGUCAUUGGGGGUGGGCGGGGACCUGGCGGCCGGGAGACUUGCUUCUGAUGGUGUCUGAUGUCACACCCCUGGCCUGAGGCUCACUGUGGAGCAGUGCCCCCGGGUCUCGGCUGGACAGCUGACUGGGGACUGGGCUGCCGGGGCCGGGGUCUCCAUCCUGCUGGGGCCAGGGUCUCCAUCCAGCAGCCUCUGACCUUUAGGGAUCCAGCCCGGUUCUUUUACUUUGGUGAUACUGGGAUUCGAACUUGGGGCCUUGACUUGCCAAAUUGGCUCUCAUCACUCCAGCCACACCCUGCCCUGGCCCAGGACAGUUAUGAUGAGGGUCUUGUCAUGUGUUCUCUUGGGGGGAGGGGAAGGACUCUAAGCCCCCCGAGAACGCGGAGUCUGAGUAGUGUCGGGGUGGGGAGAGGUACAGGGAACAGGCACAGAUGCAGAGUAAGAAGGUUAUUUAAAAAAAUAAUAAAGAACCACCGUCCAUCCCUUCCAAUGGAGAAGCAUAGGUUUAAUGUUUGCUGGUCAGACACAUGGGGCUGGUGAGGGUUGAGGGGCUCCGGCUCUGCCCUGGUGGCGCCCUAACUCCAGCCAGGCUGCGGCCUGCGGUGGCCGCGUGCACCAAGUCCUCACGCAGCAGUGCUGGUUUAUCCCGUCUCUGUCCCCGCUUGGUUCUCGUGGCCUGUCUGUUUCCUGCCGUGACUUUCGGUCUCCACGAGGACCGGCAACCCGGAGCCUCCUCCCAUCCUCCCUGGGGCUCCUGCCCGACUCCGCUGGCUUCGGUGUCAGGACUCUGCUUUGCAAGCGUCCGUCCUUUCUGGGCCCCUGGGCCCCCACAGCUCCUGGAGAGGCCUCGGAGCAGUUGUUUGGCCGUUGCUGUGGGAAGG